GGGAAGCUGGCAGCUCUGAACAACAACUGGCUGCCCCACGGGAAUGUAUCUGAUGAGACAUGUCAAAGAGUAAGGCAGGAGGAUAUAAAGGUCCUUAUGCUCAGAAGAAAAAAGAGGGUGAGUUAAGGAGCACAGUAAGGUACAAAUGUGGAUUAACCAACACAAUUCAGGAUGUCCUGCGGCAAAGGCCUGGGUGGUUAGAGGUCAAAGAUGAUGGUGAAUGGGACUUCAACUGGUGUGAUGUUGGAUGGCUUAGAGAGAACUACGACCAUUCCUACAUGGAGGAACAUGUGCGAAUAUGCCAUUUCCGCAACCACUAUGAGCUAACAAGGAAAAACCUCAUGGUGAAAAACCUGAAGAGGUACCGGAAAUUCCUGGAGCGAGAGUCUGGCCGUUCAGAGGCGGCGAAAUGUGACUUUUUCCCACGUACCUUUGAACUGCCCAGCGAAUACCAUCUUUUUGUGGAAGAGUUCAAACGCACCCCCGGCAGUACCUGGAUCAUGAAGCCGGUGGCUCGGUCUCAGGGAAAAGGCAUAUUUCUCUUCCGUAAGCUGAAAGACAUAAUGGACUGGAAGAAGGAUGGAACACGGUCAGAGGAGCAAAGGGACGAAACUCAGGUUGAGAGUUACGUUGCCCAGCGCUACAUUGAGAACCCAUACCUCAUCAGUGGAAGGAAGUUUGAUCUGAGAGUCUACAUUCUGGUGUCAUCUUACAUUCCUUUAAAGGCCUGGCUGUAUCGAGAUGGCUUUGCACGCUUCUCCAGUACACGUUUCUCUCUCAACAGCAUUGAUGAUCAGUAUGUCCAUCUUACCAAUGUGGCAGUGCAAAAAACAGCUCCAGAUUAUGACCCAGAAAAGGGUUGCAAAUGGGAGAUUCAGAAGCUGCGUCGGUAUCUGUCCGCAAAGCACGGCUCAGAAACCGUAGAAUCUCUCUUCAAGGAAAUAGACAACAUAUUUGUACGCAGCCUACAGAGUGUGCAGAAGGUCAUCAUCAACGACAAGCACUGCUUUGAGUUGUAUGGAUAUGACAUUUUGUUGGACCAGGACCUAAAACCAUGGCUGAUUGAGGUGAAUGCCUCUCCCUCUCUCACCGCCAGUAGCCAGGAGGACUACGAGAUGAAAUGUCGACUACUGGAGGACACCCUGCACAUAGUGGACAUGGAGGGCAGACUCACAGGCCGGGAGAAGAGGGUUGGGGGUUUUGACCUGAUGUGGAAUGAUGGACCUGUUUACAGAGAUGAUGUCAACUUGGAGACACUGGGCCUUUCCUGUUUCUCUGCAAAUACACAUCUAGGCUGCAUCAAUGACAGAGAGAAACAGCUGCGGCAACUUCUGAAGCCCUUUCCUGGACAGAAGAAGACGUGAAGGAAGCAACCCAAUAAUAAUGAGUUUGAAUAUACAAUAUAUUUAACUAUACUGUAGCUAUUAUAACAUAGCAAUUUCAGUAUCUGUCUGAAAUCAUGUGUAUUUUAAACAGUCUACCAGUGUAAA
This is a messenger RNA of Sardina pilchardus (European sardine), 1490 nucleotides long. RefSeq names its product tubulin tyrosine ligase-like family, member 9 (gene ttll9). NCBI's taxonomy places the organism in Eukaryota, Metazoa, Chordata, Actinopteri, Clupeiformes, Clupeidae. Bases 60 to 1364 code for a protein of 434 amino acids. Gene Ontology annotation, molecular function: tubulin binding; tubulin-glutamic acid ligase activity. The record is from RefSeq and is a predicted model, not a curated record. The transcript has 14 exons. Gene Ontology annotation, cellular component: cilium. Gene Ontology annotation, biological process: protein polyglutamylation; microtubule cytoskeleton organization.